AUGUCACCUCCCGGAAUAAUCCAAUUUCCCCCUCUCCAAUGCCUCCCCCUUUCCGAUCCCUUGCCCGGUCCUCAGCAUCAACUUCUCUUGGACAGUGCCCUCCCUGUUUUUCUCUCCCUUUCCCCCUGUCCUCCUCUCCCUUUCCCCCUGUCCUCCUCUCCCUUUCCCCCUGUCCUCCUCUCCCUUUCCCCCUGUCCUCCUCUCCCUUUCCCCCUGUCCUCCUCUCCCUUUCCCCCUGUCCUCCUCUCCCUUUCCCCCUGUCCUCCUCUCCAUUUCCCCCUGUCCUCCUCUCCAUUUCCCCCUGACCUCCUCUCCCUUUCCCCCUGUCCUCCUCUCCCUUUCCCCCAGUCCUCCUCUCCAUUUCCCCCUGUCCUUCUCUCCCUUUCCCCCUGUCCUUCCCUCCCACCUUUCCUCUCCCUCUCACAUCCCUUCCCUUUCCUACUGUCCUCUCCCACCAUUCACGCUUCUCUCAGCCAUCCCUUUCCCCCCUCCCCUGCCCCUCGCCUUCCCCCACUACCGUCCCUUCCAUUUCCACUACGUUCUCUCCUGCACCAAUAG
Molecule: messenger RNA, 558 nt
Organism: Closterium sp. Naga37s-1
Lineage: Eukaryota; Viridiplantae; Streptophyta; Zygnematophyceae; Desmidiales; Closteriaceae
Source: the annotation of a GenBank genome assembly